AGACCGGUGGGUCUUCGUUUUAGAACAGUGGGUCUUCAGUUUAGACCACAGAGUCUUCGUUUUAGACCACAGGGUCUUAGGUCUUCGGUCUUCGUUUUUGACACAUCCUAAAAUAAGAGUGAAUGUAUAGACUGCCUGCUGGGAUUUAAAAAGGUGUCAGUGGCAGUUGAAAAGAGUUAGCCAUUAGUGGAAAUUUGACUAUAUUAGCAAACACACCGAUAGACACGUUAAGCUGGAAGACCUGCUUGUUUGCAGUCCUGACAGGUUGCAACUACUUGCAAUUUUACUGAAGUCAAAGGUGGUCUGGUUGUGUCUUUCGUUUGCUUUCUUUUUUUUUCUUUCUCAAACAUGAGUAAUGUACAACUUAAUUUAGAACUUAAGCUCUGAAUCAAAUUUUCCUUUGAGGUGUAAACAACUGCACAAAAUGUCCGGUCAUCCAACGAUUUAGAUCUGAAUGUCUCAAACUCGGAUUUAAAACACUGUGAGUCUCGGUCUCGUAAUUUAAAAAGUCAAAAUGUCUCAGGCUCGCAAAGAAAAACACUACUUCUUCUCGCAUUUACCGUUCACCACCCCUUUUUUGCAAAAUGUACACUUUUUUAGGGGUGUGGUUGUCACUUGUUUAUACACUGAUUAGUUUUUUCAUAGCAGGCUCGCUUAUGGUCUUAAUUUUGUGCUAGGUUGCAUUGCUAAUGCAAUUCUGGAAAUUCUGUCAUUCAUAGAUCUGUCAGAUGGGAAGGCUUAGGACAUUUCCUGAGGAGAAUGCCGAAGCAAGGGAGAGACUAAUAAAGGGAAUGAUACUAAGAAGAGGUUGUGAUAUUGCUGGCGGAAAUGUACCUGAGACGUUAAUAAAGGAAAGGGACAAUCCUAAUUUGCAAACGCCAUUUAACAGAAUUGGCAAACAAUCUGUGGAAGAAAGUGGUUUGCUUGAACAACAUCAUCUUACAUCUAGUGACCACAAGGAGAGGAACAGCAUUGAUAUUCAUGAAGAUGAGCUUCAGCAACACAGAAGCGUCAAUGAUGACAAUUUGAGUUGUAAGACUGGGUGUUAUUCAAAUACUUGUCCUUCUCAAGUAUCAUCCUCCACUUUCCAGCCUCGUCCAUCUAAGGAAUCAAUGAGAAACUGUACAGCCUUGGAUAGAUCACUGAAAGACCUUAUUGUCAAUACUGUGGCAAGAAAAUUAUUGGACUUGCCUCUUAAAAGUGACAAGUCAGCAAACAUUUCACACACUACUUUAGAGGUAGACAAAUGGACUCCAAGUUCUGCAGCUUGUGCUUCCAAAUGGCGAAAAGGAGGUGAACUGCAACUUUCUGAAGUAGCAAUGUUGUUUGGAGGAAGUACUUUGCUUCAACUCAAGAAUGAAUGUGGCGGACUUCAGACUCUACUGCGUAACCAUUAUUACAUCUUCAAAGGUUCGUUAAACUUUUUCUUACAAUUAUACAUUGAAUACAUGUGACCCUGAAAGGCAAAACGGACACUAAUGGUUAUCCGUUCCAAAAGGUUAACCACUCGUUAUCCAUUUGUUACCGGUUCGAAUGUUUUGCGUAUCCAUUCGAACGGUUCUGACGUCCAUUCAAAGUUAAUUGCAACAUCCGUUCGAACGGUUCUCGCAUCCGUUCAAAUGGGUCUGACGUCCGUUUGUACAGUUAUUGCAUCUGUUCGCCAACUAGAAUGUCCGUUCAAAGAAUUGCAACAACCGUUCGAACGGUUUCAACAUCCAUUCUCAAUGUAUCCAUUCAAAAGGAGAAAUUAAAUUGCAGUCAAUAUCAAAUUUUUUUCAAUAUUAUGUAUUGACUAGGUAAGCUCUUGCCAAAGAGUCUAUUUUAGUCAAGAAAACAAUUACUAAACAAAAAUUUGGUGCUUAUUAGCAGGGAAAAGAUCACAGCUGUUGUUAGUUACAUGCACAGCCAUGCGUGUGACUGCAGUACUGUUGUCAUUUUGCCAUGAUGGCAACAGUUCUUAUGACAAUCAAUGUUGUUACAGAUCAUUCAACACGACAAUUCUAAAAUGGCUGAGCUUGAAAUUGACAACUCUGAUCAGAUUGUACAAAAGGUGAAGAAAUUCAUGCAGGAAACUUGCAGUUGUGCUCUUGGUUUAAAUGGUCGCCCAUGUUCCGAUCAAGUUACAGAGGAGACGGUUCUUUACAAUUUGAAUAACUGCCUUGAGCUUUCUAGCACGGAACUCGACCUUAUCAUCCUGGCAAAUAUUCAAGUAUUCACAAAGAGAGAAAAGGUUGGCAACAAAAGAAGCAGGAGUCCUCAGUGUAGUUUUAUUUACCAAACGAGCCCCGUUUGCAAGGAGAUGUUCUUACACUUGUACAGAAUUGGUUAUUCCAGGUUUGAAGAUUAAAAGAACAUUAUCAGGAGCACGAAAUUUUCCCAACAAUUCACAGAAACACCAAACGUGUGCCAGGAAAUGCAAUGUCUGAAAAAUCUCUCGAAGCAAUCCAUGCACUUAUUGAAAAUUGUGUGGAAGAAAAUGCCAUUGUGCUCCCUAGCUAGCAGGAUUCCUGGAUUUAAAAAUGAAGAAAUCAGACUCUUAUCUUCGUCGGAGACAAAAAUGAGCAUGUGGAAAGAGUACGAAGGAACUUGCAAGACCUCAAAUGAGAAAGCCGUAAGUUACAGGAAAUUCUUGCAGCUGUGGGAUGAGUUUUAUCCUGAUGUGGCAGUCGCUAAACCUAUGACGGAUCUUUGUUUAAAGCUUGUCAACAAAACACCACAAAACUACAGCGAGCUGCCCACCUCUCGGAUGAAAAAAAUCAGAGUGUGUAAAGGUUCACCAGGAACACUUGAACACUGCGCAAACUGAAAGAGAAUUCUACAGAAAUUCGUGUAA
Orbicella faveolata is the source of this 2833-nucleotide messenger RNA. RefSeq lists its product as uncharacterized. The record is from RefSeq and is a predicted model, not a curated record. NCBI's taxonomy places the organism in Eukaryota, Metazoa, Cnidaria, Anthozoa, Scleractinia, Merulinidae.